Messenger RNA from Toxorhynchites rutilus septentrionalis, 570 nucleotides. RefSeq lists its product as uncharacterized. The record is from RefSeq and is a predicted model, not a curated record. The transcript has 2 exons. Lineage: Eukaryota; Metazoa; Arthropoda; Insecta; Diptera; Culicidae. The coding region runs from base 1 to 570 and encodes 189 amino acids.
AUGGACCGACACCGAGUUGGGGAAAUAGAAAUUCAUAGCAGCCAGCAUUUGUUCUCCAUCCACAUAACAAACGUGUCUGCCCUGUCGAAGCCAAGGCUAUAUGAUUCCAAUUUGAGCGGACAUUCCUGGAACAUGGCACUGCUGCUGACGGAGACGGAGACGGAGACGGAGACGGAGACGGAGACGGAGACGGAGACGGAGACGGAGACGGAGACGGAGACGGAGACGGAGACGGAGACGGAGACGGAGACGGAGACGGAGACGGAGACGGAGACGGAGACGGAGACGGAGACGGAGACGGAGACGGAGACGGAGACGGAGACGGAGACGGAGACGGAGACGGAGACGGAGACGGAGACGGAGACGGAGACGGAGACGGAGACGGAGACGGAGACGGAGACGGAGACGGAGACGGAGACGGAGACGGAGACGGAGACGGAGACGGAGACGGAGACGGAGACGGAGACGGAGACGGAGACGGAGACGGAGACGGAGACGGAGACGGAGACGGAGACGGAGACGGAGACGGAGACCGAGACGGAGACGGAGACUUCUCUAAACGAAUUUUAA